Tripterygium wilfordii is the source of this 1740-nucleotide messenger RNA. RefSeq lists its product as uncharacterized. Lineage: Eukaryota; Viridiplantae; Streptophyta; Magnoliopsida; Celastrales; Celastraceae. The coding region runs from base 138 to 1568 and encodes 476 amino acids. The record is from RefSeq and is a predicted model, not a curated record. The transcript is spliced from 4 exons.
GCUCUCUUUCCAACGCGUGUCAUGAGGAUUCUCGACCGCCUCGCAAACCUUCUCGCUUAUAUCUUCAAAAACCCUCCCCUCUCCCUCUUGGCUUCUGCUGCUGCUCGAAUCAGCUCCGUCAAGGCUAUGGGAUCAGAAUGGAAGAUCCAGAGCUAGAGUGGGAAAUUGAAGAACAUGAAUCGGAAGAAAACAGUGGCAAGAGGUGUUGGGGCAUUGUGGACAACGGACUUAGUCUGGGAAAGAAGAUUUUGGUCACAGGUGUGUUACUAUCCUCUGCGCCUUUAGUUCUUCCUCCACUUCUUGUUAUUUCCACAAUUGGGUUUGUCUUCUCUGUUCCAUCUGGGCUCCUCUUGGCAAACUAUGUUUGCGCUGAGAAGCUCCUGGGUAAGUUGCUUCCAAGGACCACUCCACCUCCAUUAUUGUUGGGAUUUGGAAUAUGGUCCAAUAAUGAGGAUGUUGAUGGUGCUAACGUUGAACAAGAUAUUGAUUAUGAAGAAGAAGAAGAAGAGCUACUUACAGAUAUAAAAGGAGAUGUUGAGGGCAAGUUUGAAAUAAAUGAGAAAGAAAACGGGAAAGUUGAUUAUACAAAAGGACUUGUUGGGCCAUAUGAAAAAGAACUAUCAGAAAGUGCAGAUGAAAUUGUGGAGGAAAAUGGGUAUGGGAGAGAUGUUGUUAAGUGCUUAGAUGAACAAGAUAAACCAUUGGAAGAGAUAGAAGUAACAAUUAGAAGGAGGGGAGAAGGGCUACGGGAUGAACUGGUGGCAGAACAAGUCAAGGAUGAGCAGCCUGUGAAUGUGCUAUUUGGGGUAGAGGUGGUAAUUAAGGGAGAUGAGAGAAGUGAAAGCAAUGUUGUAGAAGAGGAGACACCGUUUGAAGUGAUAAAGGUGGCUGUAGAUUCAUGUCUUGGUGGUGACAUUGAAGAAGUCAAGGAAUUAGUGAGAGAGACAGGGGCGUUAUUAGAAAAACUGCGAGAUGAAGGUGAUACUGUGGAUGUGGAAUCGAUUGAUGUUGCUAACAUUGUGGAAGAAGAGCAGAGACCUUGGGUAGAAAAGUGGACUGUGUUGCGGGCAGAAAAGGCCGAUGAGAGUACUGCAAACAAUGAUAUCCUUGUGAAAGAUAAAAAAAAGAACUUGCAAUCCUCAAAGGAAGAAGUAAGGGAAAUUACUGAUGAAAGUGAGUUUGGCUUGCUUCAUGAUAAAAAUGCAGCUGCACAGCCAUCCAAAAAAGAGGCUUACAAUAGCACUGAAGGCCGUGUAGCUACUGAUUCUGCAGAGCUUCCUUAUGCUGAAAGGGAAGUUGAGACCAACCAUGGGGGGAAAUCUUCAAAAAAGAACAUCAGCAUGGGUUCCAAGGUACCUUACAGUGAGGAGGAGAUAUGGAAACAAAUCUAUGCCCUGCGCAGCAUAGUAGGCUAUCAAGUUUUGCCACAAGCAACAUACAAUGAGGAAAUUAAGGCUCUUUAUGUGUUCACUGGAGUUGAGCCACCUGCCUCGCUUGAAGAGCAUAGUGAUCUCAAGGGAGUAAAUGACAAGCUUCAGUUUCUGAAGUCCAUUGUUGGAGUUAAAUAAUGUGGUGGUCUAGUUUCUUGCAAUGUUUAGCAGAACUUUUUGUUUUUUUUUCCUUUCUUUCCUAGGAUGCUUAUAAUAUUUUGUUUGUGGCAAUGCCAGAGUCAUAGGUGAUGGAACAGCAAGUUUACAUAGUUACAGAGAGUGGUUAUUCGUGGUGUAGAUGGAUUUCUCA